This is a messenger RNA of Dermacentor albipictus, 10505 nucleotides long. Its product is annotated as sialin-like. Gene Ontology annotation, biological process: sodium ion transport; monoatomic anion transport; transmembrane transport. Gene Ontology annotation, molecular function: sodium channel activity. Gene Ontology annotation, cellular component: membrane. The record is from RefSeq and is a predicted model, not a curated record. Lineage: Eukaryota; Metazoa; Arthropoda; Arachnida; Ixodida; Ixodidae.
CGGAGCACUCGGGGGCGAUGUUCAGGUUUGAACGUCUGCUUUGGUCUGCUAUCCGUCCGCGCAUCUGUUUGUAUGAGAUUCUGGCGCUUUGAAUUCCUGCGCUAGAGCUAGGCAUAUUCCAGGAAUUCAAAACAGCCGUCCAAGGCCUCGUAAAUGCGCGACUGUUUCGGCAAGCACAAUUGAACUGUCGCAAGAUACCACAGUAUCGUCCCUGCGUUCUCGGUCAUCACUGCAGCGAAUCAUGGAAUCCCCCGACGACUUUCCAAACGUGUCGAUCAUGAUACGACGAAGACGUUUUCAAGUCCGUCAUCUCAUGCUCCUCAUGAUCUCUUUGGGCAUUUUCUUGGUUUACUCCAUGAGGGUAAAUCUCAGUGUGACCAUCAUUGCCAUGAUCAACAGCACAGCCACGCGGGGGAAUGAGAGCAAAGUGUUGACUUCUGAAUGUCCCGUCUCUCCUGACAAUGACUCUUCGCUCUCCAAUCAAAGUGACAUUCCUAGUGGAGAGUUCCUCUGGGACCAAGAAACACAAAGCUAUGUGCUCAACGCCUUCUUUUAUGGUUACAUUGUGACACAAAUCCCUGGAGGCUGGCUCUCUGAAGUUGUAGAUCCAGGAUGGGUCUUUGUUGGUGGAAUUGCUAUCACUUCUCUUCUUACACUUGCUACAGCUGUUGUCGCAAGAGCUAGCUUUGCUGCAUUCCUGGUUCUUCGGGUUCUGGAAGGAAUUGCUGAGGGGGUAACGUACCCAUCCAUGUAUGCCCUACUUGCCCGGUGGUCUCCCGUCAACGAGCGAAGUAUGAUGGCUGGCAUCAGCAAUAUUGGAAGCCUCUUGGGUACUGUGGUCACACUACCACUGUCGGCUAUGCUCUGCAAGCAUGGCUUUGCAGGGGGCUGGCCGUCUGUCUUUUACCUCACAGGACUCCUGGGUGUUGUGUGGUCCAUAUUUUGGGUGCUUCUAGCUUCUGGCAGUCCUGAAAGACACAAGUUCAUCUCAAUGGAGGAACGCAUCUAUAUAGUUCAUUCUCGGGACGCCAACUUCUCAGAGCACAAGCCGGUGCCUUGGCUCAGCAUACUGACAUCGAGGGGUGUGUGGCUUUGUGCUCUAGUUAAGUUUUGUGCAAGCUGGAGCUUUUAUACCUUGCUCACGGAGCUUCCAAGCUACUUGUCCAAUGUGCUGCACUUCGAUAUUCAAAAGGAUGGUUUCAUGAAUGCCAGCAUAUACUUGGGCCAACCAGUUGUUGGAAUACUUUGUGGCUUCAUGGCUGACAAGCUUCACAAAAAGCAAGUCCUUGGUGUAACCGCCAUAAGAAAGACCUUCGAGUGUGCAGGACUUGCUGCAGUAAGUGUCGGACUGGUUGGAGUGACGUUUGCCCGGUGCAAUUGGGUGGCCGCCUAUGUGGCGCUUCUGCUCUCCAACACAUGUGCUGGCAUCCUCUAUGGUGGUGGUGGUGUCCUGCCUAUUGACCUCGCACCUGAUUUUGCUGGUGCUGUCAUGGGACUCACAAACUGCAUUUCCAAUACUGCUGGAAUUUUCGCACCUCUUGUGGUUGGCUACCUGACAGAAAGCAAUGAGACCAUUGCACGGUGGAAUGCCGUGUUUUACAUUGCUGCUGCGAUGUGCGCCUUUGGAGCCGUGGUAUUCUUGGCAUUCGGCACGGCGGAAGUGCAACCGUGGGCACAUCAGCAGGCCACUCCUCUUCGGGGCUCAGCGGCUGCGCUUGUUCCUAGCGAUGAACUUCUUGACGACGAUCCACUAGAGGGCUCAAAGGAUGCAAGGUCUUACUGCCACUGACAGCAUUUAACGAUGUUUUCUUUGACUCAUUUCUGCCGAAAACCAGUGCCGAGUGGAACCGCCUUCCCCCCUCCAUCGCCUGCAUCGAGGAGGCAUCAUCUUUCAAGACUGCAAUAACUGAUUAUCUUUUGAAUUUAUCACCUUAAUACUAAUAAUUGUUUGAGCAUGUAUUUUUUAUUAUUGUUGUACCCACCCCCCUCUGUAACGCCCUUUUGGGCCCUGAGGGUACUGUAAAUAAAUAAAUAAAUAAAUAUUCGUAUAAGGUAAUUAAAUUUGAUUGGUUGACCAUCAGCCUAUGCUUUGCAUCAGUGUAAAAGCACUAGUUGCACUGCUAAACUGGCGUGGAAAACACAGUGUAUGCCCCCAUGCCAGUGAUUGGCGGAUUCAAGUUGCUGUUAUAACAAAUAUGUGCUAUAGGAACUUGCAUGAUUCACUCACUUUGAAACUGUCGCCCACAUCCAAAAUGCUUAGACUGGUGCCUGGGCAAUUUUGUCAUUGAAAAUUAGUUCAGUGGCUACAGAAAAGAGUGCGCAUGGCAUGAAAACACAUGGUUGUGUGCUUUGUAAUGUAGUAAAGGAGAAGGCCAAUAUUACUGUACAUUGUGACAGCAGUUACAUCCCACUGUGUGGAAUCUCAAAUCUGGCAUCUCAAGAGGAUCGAGAAGUGAUUUGUUCGUGGAAGCUGCUCCAAGUGAGCUGUUCCAGUGUGCACUUAUGCACUGAGUCAGUCGUAGAGCAUGCAAUCUCUCCUACGUUACAACAAAAGUUAAUUCUAAUGGAACGUUGGAGUUCACCAUUAAUUUUUCCCUAUUCCUCUGAUUGAAGUAGCAUUUAGUUUACGUACAUAUAAAUCUAAUGGCACACGUCCAAAUACUGCUAUAUGUGACUUUAUUUUUAUGUGAUGUGCAGAGACUGUCCAUGACGGAUGCUUGCUAGCAAGGUAAUGUUUUGGUUUAGUGCAUGUGCGCAUAAUCCAUCAUGAAAGCAAAUUUUACGUACAAUACAUUAGAAAUCUUUGCACGUGCCCAAAAUGACCACAGGAGGCUCCUUAGCUGUAGGGGCGCUUCAUUCUCCAUCUCCCGUACAAAGCAUUCUUUCUCCCAAGUACCAUAAGCAAGUCAACAGAAAUGCUGCCAUUUUAGCAAAUAUUCUGCCAUAUCAAGCAGAUUUCUGGCUUUUUUUGGUGCGGAUAUUGCACAUUAAAUGCAUAGCAGGCUUCUUAAAGCACAUUUUGAAUUAAGUUUUUCCAGCAAUCUUUGAAGCAUUCAAAGCAACAUUUAAUCAUUCUAGUAUAUUCUUAUUUUUUUUAUUUUUCUGAAUUGUUUCCAAGAAAUGAUUUUCAGUGCUUAUUUUUUGAUGAUAUAGACAUUACAAUGAAAGUCUGUCCAUUCACUUGGCCCAUUUGAUUUCUUUAUUAACAUAAUGACUUACGAAAAGUAUUUGAUAAUACCCUUGUUGCCUGCAAAUGUGACAUUGUAAACAUACACAUGAAUAUUUACAUGCCUUGUAUGUUUCUUUUAUAGUAUCCACCACAUUCCCUUAACAACUAUAAAUUAUAGUUAAUUAUAAUUGAUACUUCUACUACUUGAAAAUUCCCAUUUAUCAUGGUUCAUCAUCAUCAGCCUGGUUACGCCCACUGCAGGGCAAAGGCCUCUCCCAUACUUCUCCAACUACCCCGGUCACAUACUAAUUGUGGCCAUGUUGUCCCUGCAAACAUCUUAAUCUCAUCCGCCCAUCUAACUUUCUGCCGCCCCCAACUACACUUCCCUACCCUCGGAAUCCAGUCCGUAACCCUUAAUGAUCAUCGGUUAUCUUCCCUCCUCAUUACAUGUCCUGCCCAUGCCCAUUUCCUUUUCUUGAUUUCAACUAAGAUGUCAUUAACUCGCAUUUGUUCCCUCACUAAAUCUGCUCAUUUCUUAUCCCUUAACGUUACACCCAUCAUUCUUCUUUCCAUAGCUCAGUUCGUUCCAUAAGAGCUGUGUCUUACCAUGCCGGUAAGACACAGCUGUUAUACACUUUUCUCUUGAGGGAUAAUGGCAACCUGCUGUUCAUGAUCUGAGAAUGCCUGCCAAACGCACCUCAGCCCAUUCUUAUUCUUCUGAUUAUUUCAGUCUCAUGAUCCGGAUCCACGGUCACUGCCUGCCCUAAGUAGAUGUAUUUUCUUAACACUUCCAGUGCCUCGCUACCUAUCAUAAACUGCUGUUCUCUUCCGAGACUGUCAAACAUUACUUUAGUUUUCUGCAGAUUAAUUUUUAGACCCACCCCUCUGCUGUGCCUCUCCAUGUCAGUGAGCAUGUGUUGUAAUUGGUCCCCUGAGUUACUAAGCAAGGCAAUAUCAUCAGCGAAUUGCAAGUUAGUAAGGUAUUCUCCAUUAACUCUUAUCCCCAAUUCUUCCCAAUCCAGGUCUCUGAAUACCUCCUGCAAACACGCUGUGAAUAGCAUUGGAGAGAUCGUAUCUCUCUGCCUGACGCCUUUCUUUGUUGGGAUUUUGUUGCUUUCUUUAUGGAGGACUACGGUGGCUGUGGAGCCGCUAUAGGUAUUUUUCAGUAUUUUUACAUACGGCUCGUCUACACCCUGAUUCCGUAAUAGCUCCAUGACUGCUGAGGUUUCGACUGAAUCAAACGCUUUCUCUUAAUCAAUGAAAGCUAUAUAUAAGGGUUGGUUAAAUUCCGCACAUUUCUAUAUCACCUGAUUGAUAGUGUGAAGACCUGCCAAGGCCUGCCACGCUCUCGCUAAUGCUAUAGAAUUCCUGUACGUUACCAGCUAUGUCCUUAUUAAUCAGAAAUCCGACUUCUAGUUCUUGUCUCUCUGUUAAGCCCCGGUAGCACAGGACGUGCUCGCUCUUUAGCAUUCUAUAUGCUUCAUUUGUCCUCCUAACUUCACAUAGCCAUAUUAUAUCCCAUGUACUGCCCUCUAAUUCCUCCAAUAGCACUGCUAGACACGCCUCACUAGAUAAUGUUCUAGUGUUAGACAUUGCCAGGUUCAUCUCAAUGGCGGCCUGUCCGGAUCCAGAGAUUCUUAGCACCCUUUGCUGUGUCACAGGUCUGACCACCGCCGUGGUCAGUUGCUUUGCAGCCGCUGGAGGCUGAGGGAUGGGGUUUGAUUGUUGUAUUCAUAUAAGAGGUUGUGGCCAGGUAGUGCACCAGGGUGGCCAAUCCUGCUCUGGUGAGGGAGUGCGUUACCGGUGCUGGUCACCGGGAUCAGGCUGCACUCCAGGCCUGUUUAUGCACUUUUAUCAACACGCAGAUUUUUUUUUUUUUUAAUCCAGUGGAAAAUUUCGCGGCACCGAGAUUCGAACCAUGGUCCACUUGCACACGAGGCGGAUACUCAGCCACUACGCCACCGCUGCCCCCCUUUGUCAUAGCUGACCUUGUUGAAAUCUUUCUUAACAUAUAUUUAGUAGACUGAAAAGUAUUUAGCAUACCCUAGCUGACUUUCACUGCUGCAUAUUAGUGGAAUAUUCGCUAGAGAAAUACACUAGACUUCCUUUAAUUCAAGUUUGGUUAAUUCGAUCCUGACCGAAAGUCCUGUCUGCUGCCCAUGCAUUUAUAUAGGCCAAAACUCUAAUUAUUUCUAUCCUAAAAUGCGCCCUUGCUGAAUAAAUUGAAUAGUCAGCAUGCACUCACUGACCCUUAUAGUCACCCCAAUAGCAACACCUUUAUUGGAAAUGUAUGCCUCGGCAACGCUUAGGGGACAGUUAACACACAAGUCCCCCUUUGAAAACGCUUACUUUUGGCCUGCCCUAGGAGGAUCUUUAAGCAAUAACUGUAGCUCACAAUGUCUGAUUAUGGCAUUUGCCCAAUUUUUAACACCCUCCUUUUCUUUUUUUUUUCAAGUAAGUUGGGUCAAAGAUUGUCUGUGUGGCGCAAACAGACAAAAAUAAAAAACUGCUUUCGCCGCAGUUGUAUGCUUUACAUAACACAACUAUAUUGCGGCAAAGCUGACUUUAAAAAUCAUGCGGCAAAGCUGACUUCUAUAAAACUGGUUACUGUGGUGCAACAAAUGUUAGGCCAUUGCCCAUUUUGGUUGCUAAAAUAUAGGAUGCACCUUAUAUUUCUACUUUGUUUAGGAUCUUUCGUGUCAGUUCUAUGUUAGUUUUGUACUUCCGACAAUUACGCGAGUAGAAACCCUUACGGGUGUGCUAUAAUCAGGCAAAUACUGCCAAAUGAAUCAGUGGUAUGGUUUGCGCUUUUCUCUGCAUCUCGUUUAUAUAAUUUGACUCGCCGGAUAAUUUGAUCGAUUUUCUCAGUCCGGUCAGGGUCAAAAUAACGGAGGUUGACAGUAUAGCAACACUGGUUUACAGAGUGAAGCAGUGUAUGCGAUUCCUUGUACUGUGGUUUCAUGCUUACUGGUAUACUGGGUGCAUACUUCACUGGCCAGUGUGCAUGUGCCUGGUAACUCAUUUUGUUGAAGCGUCACUUGCUCAAUUGCUUUUUGGUGCCUUUGCUUAUGAUGGCCUGCAUGCGUGUCACAUUCACAAGAAUGAAUGCAGGCAUGAUUGGGCUUAUUGAAAUGUAUCACGUGGAACUGACAACCGUCUAGACGCACCAGCCUUCAUUUUUACAGUGAUGGCUGUAAUUGGUUCUUUCAGCUUUUAACGUGGAUGUAUGCCCAUCGUUAGGCUGCACCACAAACCUUUUCACAACCUCCCUAGUUGCUCCAAUCAACUGCUCUAAUGUUGUCUAAAUGUUCCUCAUUUAGUCUGAGGCUCUCCUUUGCGACCUUCUAGCAUUUUCUUUUCAUUUCAUCCAUGCCAACUUGCUGGGAGCUGCAGCUCUCGCCUGAUGAGGGCAGUGCUUGGAUCAUUGAGAAAUCAUCACAUUACGCUUUCAUUACUUUUCCUACCUUGUUGCCCAGCCUGGUUUUAUGUAAUUGCAAGCGUGCAACGUGUUAUGCUUGCUAGGCUUGCUUUGUCUCCUUGUCUGCCUUUGCUUUCUUUCGCAGUGCUCUGCUUGUUUGUGAAAUUUAGGGGAAUCCAGCUGAUUCCAAUUUCUUACUGGUUUAAUUAAGUUAAACCACAACAUUAUGUUCAGUGAAAAUGAGGAAUGGAACAGAAAUUGAUAGGCAUGAAGUUAAUAGAUAGGAAGAUGGCAGUAUGCACUAGACUUAGAGAGGAAAGACUGGUAGCUGAAAUCUCCGUUAAGUUUAGGCGGAAGAAUUUGCAGCUGAUGUAAUGUACGGAACAGAUUACAAGUGGACUAUUACAGUAGCAGCAAGAGUGCAAGGUAAGGGAAAACAAAUUGAAGGCAGCAGAGGAUUACAUGCAAUGAUCAGGCUAAAAUAUUUGCACGUGUAGGAUGGAAUUGGCUGGUGCAAUACAGCAGCAAUUGGAGAUUACCGGGAGGGAGGCCUUUGUCUUACAGUGGACAUAAAAUAGGAUGGUGAUAACAUAACCCUUUCAGCCACGAAUUACGAUUGACUGUUGGUAAAUGGGUGAAAGCUAACAUCAUUUUAUGCCAGGGUGCUGGAGACUUCAAAGCAAGCAAGUUAAGGUGGGAUGAGAAUGACUGCGGUUUAUAGAGACCCAUCAUAAUCAUAAAGUAAUUAAAUAUUUAUUUAAUGUGGAGUCGGUCAUGCUACGUCUCUUCAUCAAAAAUAUUAAGUCACCCGCUCAAGUUGCAUGCAUAGGUUAAUUGUUGGGUGCAAGCAUACCAACAAAGUAAAGAAAAUCUUUCGCAAUGGCUACUUAAACGCCCCACUUCAAAUGACCCAUCAAACACGGCAGUGUCUUCGCCAAAGCGGUCGUCUGAAGCGACACCAUACUCUCAGAAGUGAAAUGGGUGUACUUUAGGAAAGCAGAAUGUUCAAUUUACUCAAUGUUCGUUGUCUAUUCCUUGCAACCACUGCACAGUAAUGGCAUAAUGGCAAAAAAAGUGUCCUCAAAAGUGUAUGCCGAGACUGAAGGGGCCAAAGUUCUGACAAAUGUUGGCAUCAAUUUCAUAUGGAGUGUAUGCAACCUCAUCAGUCAGGCUUUCAUUUUCGGCAGGUUUAACAAGUUAUGCCACUUUAUUUACUGUGUUCAAAGAGUGCAGUAGGGCAUUUAAAGUGUCAGUAUAAGAAAACAUAAAGCUAGAUUAGCAGAUUACAUUUGUGAAAUAACAAAAGUAGAGCAGUGGUUUUGUAUGCCAGAAAAUUACGUAAUUGUGAAAGGGGGUGUACCAAUGCUAUAUUAAAGCUCUGACACCAGCUUCCCAUGGUGUUUUAGAUUGCAGCACUCUCUAUCAGACGUUCAACCAAUGCUUCUUGAGAAAGAUCUGAAUGUCAACACCUGUAAAACAAAACAUGGUUAUCGUGACACCAUUCUUUUUUCCUUGUAAGGAUCACCUCACUGUAAACACAAACUAUGCACUAACAGCAUCCCACGUAAAAAAGAAUGAGAAUUCUGAAUUGCUAUGACGGUCAUUUAAAGUAGAUGCACUCGCUGUAGAUGUGUCCAGGUAUACAUUUUUCCCGUUGUUCGAAUAGGGCCAAAAUUAGCAGCAAUGCAGAGCAGUCCAUGAAAGCAUGCUAUGAUGUCAUCAGUGCUUUUAUUUGGGCAUGCAAUUUAGAGAAACAUGUUUGGUCCUCUUGUCUUUUAUUUAUUUAUUAACUUGCAUUUAUGCAGAAAAAUUGUUGUUCAGCGAAAUGAUUUAGCAAUGCAUUUAUGCUGAACAAACAGGAGUUCUUGAAGAAUAUUCUGUCAGCGUUACAUGACUGUUUCCUGUUUUUGCUGUUUCUAAUGGUAAUGAAAAGGCCAAAUGGGAGGGUUGCACUUUUCAAUACAUGAUGGCUUUUUUUGCAUCAAUUAUCCUUUGCUAUGCUUGAAGUCUUAUUCAAAUCCAUGCAAAUGCAGAUGAAGAAUGUGUCAAAGACAGUGCGACAGCUUAUACAGAUUUCUUAUAGUGAAAAGCCUGGAUGCAGAAAAUUCACUAAAGGAAAGCCCGAAGUUUGCUGGCCUACAUACAGCUUGUUUUGUCGCCAACUGGCAAGUUGUGGUUGUUGACAAGCUUAUGCAACACUGCUUGCAACAUUGCUUGAGCAUGUGGCCAUGAAUAUUUGCAGCAGUCAAAAUAUUUGACACCCAUUAAAGUUAUCGCUGCAUUGUGUGCAAGUGCCGCAAGGCAGGGACUUUUUUUAUCUCUGACACAUCUUUUCAUGUAGCUGUAACCAAGUUUUACUAACUGUCAUCAUGUGCAUACACUUCACAUGUUCAUUUGUGAAUGUUUGCAGAUGUGCAUAGGACCUGAGGGCAAGGAUGAAAUGUGUUUCUUUUUAGGGAAAAGAAUGUUCAGAAAUUGUGACAACAUAACAAAUUUUGAUAUGUUGCCAGCAUUAAAGUUGUGCUUGUGUGAAAUCUUGAAAAUAAGCUUAGCUGGGUCGAUGACUUUUACAAUGGCUCCUUAAAACUACUUUUUGCUCGUUAAAGAGAAUAAAUUACUGUUAGCAUGAGAUAGCACUGGGCUUUACUGUACUUUGUAAUGCAAUAGUGUUCACACUGUUUGAGAUCAGGGUAAUAUGAAGAUCUGGACACGUAGCAUUUAUUUCUGCGGAGCCAUGUCUUAUGUAGCUUUUCUGCAAUGCUCUGUAAAAAAAAGAUCUGAAGAGCUGCUUUACUAUAUGAAAUGCCGGUAAGGUGUGCUUUUACUUGCUUAUAUUUGAGUUUGCUUGUUGUACAGUCUGUAAUUGAUUGACAGAGCAAAAUAAUUUUUCGCGGCUGUUUGUUCAUUCAUGCAUGCACUGUUUUUUUAUGCGAUACCUUCUGAAACUCAUUUGCACUGGGAUGAUGGACGCAUCUUUGAACACAUGACUUGCACUGUUGGCAGCAGGAGUUUGUGGGCAUGCAAGCAUAGACGUAGUCACAGUGCAGCACCAUGUAAUCCACCAGUUGUGGCUCACUGGCUACGAUGUUUUGCUACUGAGCACAAGUUCAUAGGUUCAAUUUCUUGCUGUGGUGUUUCGGUGGGGGCAGAAUACGAGUUUUAAAUGCUCAUGUAUGUUUAGAUUAAGUGCACUCAUAUCCCGUUCAUUUUUUUUUUUGCCAUUGAACCACAAUUUCAUUUUAUUUGCUGUGCCAUGUGACCUUGCGCACCUGCUGUUACAGUCCACGAUUAUGUUGAGUAGACAUGCUCAACAUAAUCUGGGGCAGGUGUGAAUUGCAGCUUCAUCAUGUGCAAUGCAUCCAGAUCAGAAGAAACUGAUUGUUGAAGGAGCAUUAGCUCGUGAUAAAGCUAAUGUGUGAUACAGCUAAUGUGUUAUGGACCUAAUGCUCACGGCUUUGACGCCAUCUGUCAAUUCAGAACUCGUGUUAUUGUAGUUGUUAAAAUCAGCAGUCCAAGAUGAUCAUUGGUGCAACAAUAGAGAUACAAACAAGUGCAUCUGCAAGAAAAAAAAAGUGUACAUAGCACAGCAAUUCAUGUGUUAUUUGUGGACUGUUUUGUCUUGGUGAACGCGUGCCUAGUGUCCACAAAGCCCUUGCGCAUCACUGGAGUUUUGUGCAAUAUAUAGCAUAAUGAAACCCUGUGCAUCCAUUCUCCUUCAACUUGGAAUUGAGAGAUAGCUUUUCUGUGCCACACUACAUAUGAAGUGUAUUUCUUCAAAAGCUCUUCAUGGUAGUGAAUUAGUAAGCAUUGGUAAAUUAGUGAAGUUGUGUAAUGCAGUGCUAGAUCCUUUAAUGUAUGCUAGCAUGCGCAGCUAAUUAAAACUCGCUUCUAGUUAUGUUUGGCAUAGUACGUUUGUUA